AUGAUGGCGAACGCGGCGACUGGUGACCUUUUCGUAGUACGCGUCGCCGCGGGUGGCGAUAACGCGAGGUCGUCGGUCGGAGGCGCGACGUUGCCAGCCCUCCGCGGCAUUCGGUGCCCACGUUUCCACGGAUUACGAAAGUGUCAGCGAAAUCCCCGCGGCCCUUUGAUACCGUUUGGAGUCAUAUUGGUUGCGGCAGAGGGAGUGAAAUACUUUAAGUUAAGAAAGCCAAGCGAAGACACGGGCGCGUAUCUGCGUCAGAACUGCGCAAUGCAAUAUCGAGAACCGCGAACGCUUGCCAAUGGGAGAAGU
This is a messenger RNA of Iphiclides podalirius (scarce swallowtail), 312 nucleotides long. The record is from the annotation of a GenBank genome assembly. Lineage: Eukaryota; Metazoa; Arthropoda; Insecta; Lepidoptera; Papilionidae.